GCCAGAAACAAAUUCCAAAUCGGCACCGAAUCCAAAACCAUGGAUAAUUCUCUUUAUUUAACAGGAUGCUCAAAUUUCCCAAAUGAUUGUGGUCCACUAUCAGCUGACAUAGAGAUUGAAGGAGUUGGCAUUUAUAUCUCCUUCCUUGCCACGGCGCUUUUGACACUCUCGGCAGCAGUUAUACGUCUCCCAUGCCAACUUGCCCUUCAUUCUUACGAAUAUGCCGAACAUGCAAGACCGGAAUAUCACGAUUUUGAUCAUCAAUCAAACAAAGGUACAGCAGCGAAUUUGUACCACGCGGCUAAGGAGAAAGUACGAGUUUACCGACGAUGGAUCCUUCUCCGAUACUCAAACAAACCAAAUCUUCCUAGAUACAGGCUUAUAAAUGCGGCCUUGACUCCCCUUAUAAUUUCACUUGCAGAUCAACAGCUAGUGACAAGCUCCGCUGUCAUGAUUGCCGGACUCUACAACUUCCACACAAUCAGCGCCUACCAUUACAACAUCAUUGUAUACCUAGCUUGGUUCUCUAGCUUUACACAUACAGUAGCCUUCGUUUCCAUGGGCGAUCAUUUUUUGCAAAAUCACAUAUUGGCAGGAAUUAGAUUUUGUGGAUACAUUGGUAACUUUAUACUUUUUAUCUUCGCGCAAUCUCGAGCAAGGAGCUUUGGGAAUACAGCUGGUAUGUAUAGAUCCUACAACAGCGAGCAUGUAUCUGGCGAAGCAGCAGCUUGUCUCGCAAGAUGUGCAGCCCAGUUUCCAUACAAAGGCUAUGACCAUCAACUUCGUAUCGCUACCUUAUCAUUCCUUUUCUUCCAAGCAUUUCUCCAGUGCAUUCCACAGUGCAUUCGGAAUGGCUUCAGUCUAUCUAUUUACAGCUGGUGUUUGAGAAUUUUUUGCAUUGCUGAUCGCGAGAGAUUGUGUCUCUGGCUAGCUUACGCCUUUCAGACGGUAAUUGUAUCGUUUUGGGUGAUACCUAUUCCUCCCAUCUUACUCGGACUGGUAUUUGGCGUUAAACGUGCCCUUAUAUUCAGGGAGGUAUCCCGAUAUCCAGGUUUAGAAAUCACCGAAGACUUCAUCGAGCAGCAGAAUGCAUGGACAUUUGGUCAAUUCGUUGCCUGUAUUCUUCUAAUUCUUCCCUUGAUUGCUGCACUUGAAGGUUAUUUGGACGAGCGAGAGAAAAUAUCCGACGAGAACCGAGAAGCCGGUCUUCCAAGCCAUAGUUCUCAAUGGAAGCACCGUCUCAACGCACUAUUGAAAGUAACACAUCUUGGAAAACCACCCACAGCAAAAGACCCAGGACUUCGAAAUCGUAUUUCUACCUGGGCCGAUAAUAAUAGUGUUGAUCAUCCCACCGCUAGAGAUACGGAAAGGCUUGGUGUCAUUGAGAUGGCUCCGCGACAAGAUUCUAGGUUAUCCCAGCUUCGUGAACGUCAAACUUUAUCGCCAACUUCCCCAAGACUAUUCACCAAUGAGUCUGGUGAGCUAGUUUUGCUUCCUCACAUUAAAGAAACUUCCUUGGGGCUAGAUUGUGUUAUAAAUUCGUCAAGAUAAUGUACAUAAAGUUGCCUCUGUUGUGAACAUAAAAUAUCUUAUUGAAGCGACCACUGUUAGUCAAUUGUUCCUAGAAAUGCGGCACGCUAGCUCA
This is a messenger RNA of Botrytis cinerea B05.10, 1645 nucleotides long. RefSeq lists its product as hypothetical. Bases 40 to 1551 code for a protein of 503 amino acids. The record is from RefSeq and is a predicted model, not a curated record. The transcript has 3 exons. Lineage: Eukaryota; Fungi; Ascomycota; Leotiomycetes; Helotiales; Sclerotiniaceae.